This is a messenger RNA of Trifolium pratense (red clover), 906 nucleotides long. RefSeq lists its product as uncharacterized. The record is from RefSeq and is a predicted model, not a curated record. The transcript has a single exon. The coding region runs from base 1 to 906 and encodes 301 amino acids. NCBI's taxonomy places the organism in Eukaryota, Viridiplantae, Streptophyta, Magnoliopsida, Fabales, Fabaceae.
AUGAGUGAAGAUGAAGAGAUGAUUGAGAACAAUGAAGGAGUUUCAGUUGAAAAACAGAGGGAGCCUAGAGAAGAUGAGGAGAAAAAGAGUGAGAAGGGUAAAGAUAUAGAUGAAUCACCUUAUGCACGGAUGCCUUAUCCGAGAAAGAAGCCAUAUGAAAGGGUGAAGAAGCUAGACCGUGAGAAGGAUUUCAAAAAGUUCAUGAAAGUCCUUAACAAGUUGGAAAUUGCAAUCCCGUUAGUUGAGGCAUUGGAGCACAUGCCACUUUAUGCUAAGUUCCUCAAAGAAAUUCUCACCAAAAAGCGGAAGCCGUUAGAUGACGAGAUGGUUAGCAUGACCGAAGAGUGUAGUGCGCUUAUUCAAAGGAAGCUUCCCCAAAAGAGGAAAGAUCAGGGGAGUUUUACCAUUCCGUGUUCUAUUGGUAAUCUAAAUAUUGGAAAAGCACUAUGUGACCUCGGAGCAAGUAUCAAUCUAAUGCCACUUUCCAUGAUGAAGAAGAUACCGGGAGCCAUUGCCAAGCCCACCAAAAUGGGUCUUUCUUUGGCGGAUAGAUCAAUUGUGUGCCCGGAAGGAAUCCUACAUGAUGUACUUGUGAAAGUGGGUGGAUUUGUGUUCCCGGCGUAUUUUGUGGUGCUAGACAUGGAGGAAGAUGGUAAUUGGGAGCCCCUACUUCUAGGGAGGCCAUUCUUGGCUACAAGCCGUGCCCUCAUUGAUGUGGAAUUAGGGGAGCUGAUGUUGAGAAUGGAGGAUGAGAAGAUCGUGUUUAAUGUGUUUGAGACUAUGAAGAGCUAUGACGGAGAUCCCUAUGACUUACAAGAGCAAAUGGGGGAUGGCUUGAUUAAGGAUGAGUGCAAGAUGGAUGAGAUGAAGUUUCCUUGGCCACAAGGUGGCACACACUUUCCAUAG